Molecule: messenger RNA, 18130 nt
Organism: Cinara cedri
Lineage: Eukaryota; Metazoa; Arthropoda; Insecta; Hemiptera; Aphididae
Source: the annotation of a GenBank genome assembly
UGUUCCAGAAAAAAAUAUGGCAUCAAAAUACAAUGGAUUUUUGGUUUUUUUGAAUAAUUACAAAAAAAAACAAAUAGAUGAUGGAAAAAGACCUCCAAAUUUUAAAACUUUAAUCGAUAUUGUUAAACCAUUGUGGAAUGUAAGUAGUAAAAUAAAAUUGUUAUCUAAACAGUGAAUAGAAGUGACUAAAUUUAUUUUAAUGGUUUAUUAAAAUCAUAGAUAUUUGAAUAAACGGUUAAAAAUUAUACUCUGUCAGGUUUUGCAAUGAUGUUUAAUUUUAAUUUUUUUAUCUGUGGACAUUUUUCUAUAAGAAGUUUUGGUCCGAUUUUCAAGUGUUGUACAUUUCUUGAAAAAAAUUUAAGUAAUUCUUUGGAUUUGUCAUUUUUUUGAUUUUUCAAUGGGUUUCCAUAAGAAUCGGGAAACUUACGAAAUGUAUUAUUUUUAAAUUUUAUUUUUGUUGUGAUUCAGUUAAAAAUAUUUGUAGUCUUUUUGAAAAAUUUGAUAGAAAUUUAUAUUUGUCUUUUCAAGACGUGAUAACAUUUCAAAGCAUAUCUGUUUUUUUAAAACUAUUUAAUGACAUUUCACUUUCGCGAGUUUUUUACAUAAUUUUUAUUUGGUUAGUACUCCGUGGUUGCCUUUUUAGACCAAACAAAAAUGCUUGUAAAUUUAAUAGAAAGUCAUCUAAUACUAAGACGAGCUAAGUGAUAAUAAAAAAAAUUAAUGUAAUGUAGAAUUUUUGUUUAUACACAUUUUAAUCGAAACUGUGAAUAUUACUGCCUUUCAAAGUAUAUCUAUAACUAAAAGACCACUCAGAAAUUUUUGUUUGCAAUCAUUAAUCAAUAGGUACAGAUAUAAGUACAAUAAACUCCCCACUAUGUCCUACCUUCCUAAUUUCUCGCCUACAUCAGUGGCUCACCUAUCAUGCAAAGUAUGUCCUUAUUUUUAAGAUAAGUUUUGAUAUUUGUUGUUUCGUGAUCACACAUUAACUCUUAACUUUUUUUUGUGUUUACCCAUUAGAAAUUAUCUGUUGAAGAAAAAAAUAAAUAUAAAGACAUUGCUACAGAAUUAAAUUUAAAGGAAAAAAAACCAGCCGCUACACAAACAAAUAAACAGAAUAAUUGUUUGCACGAAAACUCUUCCGAUUUUUAUGAUAUGCAAAGAUACAUAACAAAGUUGUUCAAGUCAAUUUCCAAUAAAAACGGUAAGAAUAAUUUUAUUUUAAAUAAUAAAUAUUUGUGAUUAUUUUUAUUAUUAAAAUGAAAUGCGCAUAUUAAUUUAAAACAAAACAUUUUUUCCUAGUAUAGUUUUUGAUCGGGGGUUUUAUUUUUCCUCAAAUAAAUUUUAAUAUAAAAAGCAAAUAUGGACUUUUUGGAAGUUAUUUAGAUACUUGAAAAACGUCAAUUAUUAUAGUUCAUUAUUGAUUCAGGAAUUGUAAAAAAUAAUUUUUGAAUUUGCCAUAUUAUAUUAAUAACCAGUUUUAAUAAAGGUGUUUGGGUUUUGAAUUUUAACUUAAGCUCUUCAAUAAUAAUAGUAAGUUUAAAUAAAUUUUGGUGCUAAAGUUUUUAACUUCAGUUUAAUUGGUGUCCACGUGUUCUAUUGUUGUAUUUGUGGUAUGGGGAUGGUAGUUAUGUACAAUUUCACUACACAAUUAAUGCUGUACUACUCUCCUAUCAACUAUUUAAAGUGGAAUAUCUCAUCAAUUGGUUGAUAGAAAUUAAAAAUGUCAACACGUAAAUCUAAUACACUAAAACAUGUAAACAAACUAUGCAUGGAAUUUGUUUUAUGUGUCACUAUUUGAAAAACAUAAAGGAGGGGGAAAGAUUGUGUUUUUACACAUUAAAAUAAGAGCGACGAAACAACAAUAAUAUAUUACUGGUUGGUUUUUAAAUAUUUUGAAAAGCAACUUAAGAAAAAAGUUAAUGCAUCUUGAUAUGAAAGAGUUCUUAUAUUAUGUUGAUCAUACUGUAUAUAAUAGGAUGUCAUUAUAUGUCAUUUAUUAUUUAACAAACUAUACAAAUAAAAUAAGUAUGUGAGUAAAAUGUCCAUUGGAGGAAGGGGGAGUGCUAAUGAUACUUGUUUUGCAUAGAGUACAUUAAAUUAAAUUAAAUUAUAUGCAUGAUGUCUUUUAAAGGCAUGGAUUAAAAAAAAUGUCUUAGAGUAUUAACAGAACAGGAUAUUUAUCUGAAUGAGUCAAAUUAAUUAUUUUACAAUUUUAAACACCAAAUUACUUAUAGAUGUAAAAAUGCAUAAAUUAUCAAAUGAAUUGCUGUUAAUUUUAAAUGUUUGUUGUUUUAUGCAGUGUUUUUGAUAGAUCAAUUAUUUUUGUGUUUCUUUUUCUUACACAAUGUAUUAAUUUUUACUAUUUACAUUUAUAAUAUUUGUACGCCAGUGAAUGAUAACAUUAAAUAGCUGUAAUUCUUUGUAUUUCAGAACUACUAGACACAAAUUUUAUUCUGGUGCAUGUAAAUUCACAUAGUCAUAAUGGAGAACAGUACUAUUUUCCAGCCGAGAUAGCUGCUUUGCAAUUUAAUUUAAAAGAUGGUGUCAAACAUACAUAUCAUCAAAUUAUUGGUCUCUGUAAGUAUUAUCAUAUCGGUACAAACUAAAGCGAUUUAUAAUGUGUGACUUUUAUAACUGAUAUCAACUCAAAUUGGUCUUACAUACUUUAGACAGUAUAAGAUUGUUAUAAGGAAAAUCACAAAAGCCCAAUUAAUCCAUUCUGAGACAAUGACUUUCUUACAGAUUGAUCACCUUGUAUGUUUUAUAUAUUUAAAAAAAAAAUUUAGAUACUAAUUCAUUAAUAUAUUGUAGUACACUUAGAUAGGAAUACAAAACAAACCAGAGUUUAAAAUUGUCAUUAUUUAUCAAACUGACCGUGGUUUAAUAGGUAAAUGUGUGUAAAACAAUCUGGAUAAUAAUCAUUAUUUAAUAGUGACCAGUUAAAUAUUCUCCUAUAAUCCACCACUAUUGAGAUUAACUUAUUAAAUUUAAUUUCUCAACACUAAAAAUGAUCCACACGAAAAACUUUUAAAUAAAUUAUAUAUGUAAUAAAAAAUAAUUACUUUAUAUUAUAAUAAUUUUUGUAGUGUUAGAAUAUUGUAUUUAUAAGUUUGAUCCAUUAUAGGGUGGAUUUUAAACCAGUCUAUUAUUUUUGCAUUUAACUAUAUUUUUUGAGUGGUUUAUUCAGGUUCUUUUUUGAUAAUAACAACAAUAAUGUAUGUUCUGGCGCAGUUGAUAUUUAUCACAAUUUUAACAAUAAUUUGUACACAAAUAUUUCUCCUGUUUUUUAAAUAUCAAACUAUAUCAGAAACAUUUAACAAAACUAUUAAAAAAUUACAUAAAAUAAAAAUAAAAGUUUAGCCCAUGAUGCUGAAAAUUGAUUUGGAAUUGAGAUGUUGAAAACUUUGGUAAGCUUUAAAACUCGAAAACACAUAAUUAGUAAAAGAAAAAAAAAAUUUUAUUUUGAUAUUGCAUCCUUAUACCUGAAUAUUAGCCUUUCGAAAAAAAUGUAUAUUACUGAAUAAGGACCACUCUUAAUUAGUUUUGAAAAAAAAUUUUUUUGAAUUAACGUACAAAAUAAAUAGGUCACAACUUUUAUCUAUAAUAUUACAAUAUUUUGUCUACCAGAAGCGGAUGCUGAUAUAUUAAAAACCGUUAUACAUCAUAGACAUACCAAACGGAAAUUUUAUAAAUCCUCAAAAAAAAAAAAAUCAGUCGUAAUUUUCACACAUAAAUAGUUAAACGAUUGAUAAUUUUUUUUGAACUUUAGUAAAAAAACAUUUUCCAUAGACCAAAAGAAGCUAUUCAGAAAAAAUUACAUUCUAACACCUUUAAAAAGUUCAUUAAUUUAGGAGAUUUAAUUUAGAAUCAAUGGUAUUCAGUUGAUAAUUUCUGUAUAAUAAAUCAGAAUUUGGACCUCAAUUAAGUGUUGAUGUAGACAAACUUAACAAAACGUUUUUUAAAAGAUUUUUCUGAUAAUGAUUACAAAACAAUCAAUGAACGACAAAACAAAAUUACUAUGAUCUAUAAAGGUUUUAAAAUUAAUAAAUAUAGAAUAAAAAUACAAUUAAUUGAGUUUGAAUAAUUAUAACAUGUUGGUUUUUAAAAUUUAUUUUAAUUUAUAAAGAUUAUUUAUAAUUAAUGAGAAUAAUAAAAAUAAAAAACUGAUUUAUAAGGUUAGAAAAUCCUAUAUUUGAAUAUAAUUCAUUUAUCGGUGUUUUAGGUUUAAAUAUUACCUCAAAUUUAAUAAUCAUUGAAACAGAUUGUUUAUUAAAAUAAAAUUGUUAAACCUUUAAUAAUUUUUCGUAGAAGGAGACAAAAUUAAUAUCAAAUCUAAUGUGUUUUUUAAUCUAGACGAAUAGUUAAACAAAUAUUUAGGUUUUCAUCAUGAUAAGGAACAUUAUUUUAACACAAUGAAAUAUAGAAUAGUUGGAGAUUUUCCAUUAAAAUUUACAGUACCUAAUUCCAAAGAUGAGAUAUAAUAUAAAUCAAUCAAGAAUGUAAUUUUUUAUUAUUGAUCGAAAUGCACAUAUAACACCAUAUAAAUUACAUCUUGGAUUAUACUCAGUGAAAGAACUUGAAAAAAUGUUUAAUAUUUAUCUAUUUAAUUAUUUACAUGGUUUACAUUAUUUACAUUUAUAACAGUAAUACUUGAAAAAGGAUUAUUAAAAAUGUCAUCCCCCAAUAAAAUAGGUUUCGAUUUGUAUUUAUCUGAUUAUUUAGGUUUUGAAUAUAACUAUGUUGAAUCACUUAAAGGAGAAAAAUAUUCAAAAAUAUUAGGUUAUAAAUGGCCUUCUCAAAAAGAUGUUGAGAAAGGAGAAUGUUUUUUUACUUCAACUGCUGUAAGAACUUCUAACUUAAACGAAGAAAAAUAUUUAAGUAACAUAGAAGGAAAUGUAUAUUUUGAUAAUUGUUUAAUUACAAAAAUUCCUAGAUUGAAGUAUACUAUUGAUUAAAUAGAUUUUAUUUUAAAAAUGAAUCUGAAAGUUUCCGAUAAUGAUUUUAUUGAAAUUAAAAAUUAUGAAAAUAAUUUUAUGUUUGAUAAUAACCUUUGUUAUAAUCUAGGGAGUAAGUUUGUUUGUUUUUCGAAAAUUGGAAUUUAUCUAACAAGUAAAAUCCCCAACAUUACUUUAAAUUACAUUGCAAUAUAAUAGAGAAAUCUAUAUCCAAUCAUAAAGACAAUGAGAAUAUUCAUUUUGAGGAGGAUCUUUUAUUUAUUUUUAAUAAUCCACAAGACAAUUUAUUGUUAAAACCAACAAAUAUAUCAUACAUACCUAUAAGUGUGAAAGAAAUUCAAAAUAUUAAAAUAGAUAUUUUUGAUUUAAAAGGGAAUAUAUUUAAAAUACAUUUUCAGAAUUUAUUGUUUAUCUUAGUUUAAUAAACAGAUAAUGGAUUCACAUUCAGAUUUUCAAUUUAUUUCUUUAUUGAAAAUAGUAAUAACUUUUAGUAUAAUAAAUAUAUCAAAAGUGAAUAAAUGCAAAGUAGUUUUGUAUGAUUUUAAAAAAAUUAAAAAUAAAUAGAAACCAUAUUUCCUAUACCUUUAUGUUGUUUAAUUGUUGGACAUUCAGAUUCUGGUAAAACCAUGUUGUUGUGUAAUAUUAUUGCAAAACGUUGGGUUUCAUAUGGCAAUCUUUAUAUUUUUACAAAAACUAUCAAUCAAGGAGUUUAUGAGUAUAUACAAGAAAAGUUUAGUGGUAUAGAUGAAUUUGAAACAGUUUUUUUCCGAUGGAGAUAUAAUUUCUGUUGAUGAAUAUAGGCCAGAUAGUUUGGUUGUUUUUUAUAAUUGUAUGCUAGAAAACCAAAUUGUAAUUAAAGAAUAUUUUGUUAGGUCUAGACAUAAAAAUAUCUCUUGUGUUUAUUAAGCUCAAAAUUAUGUAUUAACAGAUCUACAAACCACAAGGGUGAAUUUAAAUUUCUUAAUUGUUUUUGAACAACUAGAACAGUAAAACUGUAGAAAUCCUUUUGAAUGAUUUUUUUUGUAGUAGUUUUAGGACGUUAAAAGAGUUUAAAUCAUUAUGCCAUACUUGUUGGAGGGUUCAAUAUGGUUGGAUAUAAAAAUAAAUAUUUUUAUAUAAAACUGAACUGUUGUUAUAUUGAACAUCUAGAUUGAUAUUUUUGUUGAUUGAACGUCUAGAUUGAUUUUUUUUACAAUAAAUGAAUGUUUUAAUUGUUUGUUGUGUGUAAGAAAAUAGUUUCUUUAUUAUAUAAUAAAUGAAAACUAUUAAACAAAUUCAAAAAGAUUAUAGGAACAAAGUUAAAAUCGAAAAAAAUGUUGUGAAAGUAGAAAAGAAAAUUUGUUAAAAGAUAAAGUUAAUAUAUCUGUUCCAGAAAUUGAUAAGACGAUUUAACUUGAUAAAAAAUUGAAAAAAUACAUAACAAAGAAAACGUAAUAAAAAAGAAAACGGUACAUUUUCAAGAGAAUGUGUUCCAGAAGAAAAAAAAAUUCUUAACAAAAUACCAACAGAAACAGAGAUUGAAAGAAUAAUUUGUCUUGAAAAAAAGUUCCAAACAACGUAUAGAAAUAAGACAGAAAAACAAAAGAAAUUUGAGCCUAUUACAUCCGGUUUAAAAAAUAUUGAAAAAGCUGUUAGAAAAACAGAUGAUGAUAAUACAUCAUUUUUAGUUCCUGUGAGAUCAUAUACUCAAACUUCAGAUUUUAUUGAUAAAAUAAAUUGAUCACACAAAAAAGUAUUACUAACGCUCUAACAAGAAAAUAUCAAAUCCAAAUAGAUCAUUCUUCAGUAUUUCUAGAACUUACAGUAAAAUAGUUACCAAAGACAAAUGAUAGACAAUUUGGAAUAUGGUAUAAUAGUAAUACAGGUAGAUUUAUGAUUAGAAAAAACGAGAUUAAUAUCAUUAAUAACAACAUAAUUUUAAAUAAUAAAACAUAUUAAGGUACACGGAGUUUAUGUAGAUUAUUAUCAUAUCCAGUAGCUAUUGAACCUAAUUUAUAUAAUCCUGAGGAUUUUGUUACUUAUAAAAAUAUAUUGCUUGAAACAGAUUCAACAUACCAUAUUAAUGAUAAAAAUACCAGAAGAGUCAAAUCAAGUAAAGGAGAUAAAUAAUUUAAAAUGAUUUCUCAUUUUUGAAAAUAAAUUAAUGAUAAUAAAAAAAUAGAACAUGAAGGAUCUGGUUUAAUAAAUUAUACAGAAAAUCCAAUACAAUAUAAGUAUAUCAGUAAUUUAAAUAAAUUGUUAAGAAGACUAAAUUGUAUUGCUGCAGAAGAAAUAGCUGGGAAUAAUAAUUUUCAUAACAAAAAACUAGCUGCUCUUAAUUUUGUAAAUAAAGAAAUGGAAAAUUGAAUUGAUAAUCCAAAAGGUAUUGAAUAUUUAAUUUCUUUUGUCUCAAGUUUACCAAGAAAAUUAAUUAAAGGAUCUGGACUUGUUAAUGUUUUUUUAAACAGUAAAUUUAUGCCUGAAGUUCAUUGGCCUGGUUUUAAUUAUCUCGGGCCUUUUACGAAAUCCAAGAAACCAAUAAACAAACUAGAUGAAGCCGCAAUGAAUCAUGAUUUUUACUAUGAAAAACAUAAGGAUCCUAAAUCUAGACAUAAAGCUGAUUAAAUAUUAGAAAAUAUAGCUAAAGAUAUAUAUAUAUGAAUAUCCAGAUAUAUCUUUAGGUGAAAAAUCAGCAGCAUUUGCAACUACUAAUAUAAUGAAAGUAAAAAAAAAAUUAGGAAUGGAUUAUAUUUAAAGAUUAAAAAUUAAAAUAUUUUAUGUAAUAAAUGAAUUUUAAUUUAAAUGAUGCACAAUCAAAUAAAAUAAAAUCUGCACAUAAUAAAAAAAUAGGUGUAACAAUUCAACUAUCAAGCAACUAAAUUGAAACAGGAAAACAAAAAUGUAGCUUAACUGAAACACAAAUAAAUAAAUUUAAAAAAAUCUAAGAAAGAAAAUAAAAGAACAAGAUUAGAAUUGAAAUUUGAACAAAUUAAAUAAGGAGGAUUUUUUUCCACUUCUUUUUGUUGGAAUAUGAGCUGCAAGUGCAUUAGCUGGAAGAGUAAGUACAAUUACAAAUACUAUUAUAAAAGGAAAACCUAAGACAGCAGCAGAAAAAGAACAAGAACAACAUAUUAAAAAAAUGGAAAAAAUUGUCAAUAAUGUUAAAACUUUACAAAUCGGAUAUAGAAUUAAAAAGGAGGAAAAAAUCAAAUCAAAUCGUUAACUAGUUUCGAUAUUAUAGACGCUGGUAUAAAAAUUUUCAUGGAUUUUUGUGUUGGACGAAUUACUUAAAACAAAAGUGGAAAAUUGAAUUUAAAUAAGUCUUAACGAGAAGGAUCUAAUUGGGUUGUUUGGAUUAAGCAAGAAAAUUUAAAAACUUAUUUUGAUUCUUACGUUAAUACUAAUCUUCAAAAAGAAUUAGUAAAAUAUUUAGGAGAAAAUAAUCUUAAAUUUACAUCUAAAAGAUUUCAAAACUAGAAUGAUACACUUACUUGUGGACAUUUGUUUGCUUCGAUUUUAUUAAAAAUUAUAAAAAAUAUAUCUAAAUUAGUAUCCUUUUUUUUUUCUAUAAUAAAUGGAAAAUAUUUUUAAUAAAUAUGAUAAUCAUAUUAUUCGUUCACAAUGUAAAACAUAUGAAGCAACAUCAGAAACAAAUUUUAAUAAAGAUGGUGGUGUUAUAACUUUCAAAAUAAAAGGUUCUGAUCUUUCUCAAUAUUAAACGUGGAAAAUAAUUAAAACAAGGUAAUACUGAAUAUGAGAUUAAUAGUAAUGUAUAAUUAGAUGAUAAUUUUGUACAAUUUUUAUUCUCUCAAAUUGAUGUAACAAAAAAUGGAACAUUAAUAGAUCAAAUUGAAAAUUUUGGUAGAGCAGUAUAGGCGGUAGAUUCGAAGCUGUUGGGAAUUUAUCUAAUCUAUGUUUGGGUUUCUUUAAAGAUAUUCAACAUCCAGUUUUUAAAGGAGGAAUUAAGAUAAAUUUUAAAAGAGCAGAAAAUGUAGUAUUGUACAGAUGGGCUUCUAAAACCGCAGCAAUAUCAACUGUUGGAAAAGUUAUUAUUGAGGAUUUUAAGAUAACGAUUCCACUAAUGGAAUAUCAGGAAAUGUAUAAGAUACAAUUAAUAAAUGAAUUAACAAAAUUAUCUCAAGGACAUAAUUACAGGUUAAAUUUUAAAUCUUGGCAGUGUAUGGAUGAAACAAAUUUAAUUGGUAGAAUAUUCAAGAGAAAUAUUGCAAAUAUAUAUAAAAACAUUCAUAAUCCAUUAUUUGCAAUUGUAGCUUUCCAAACGAAUGGACUAGAAACACAAUUAAAAAAAAACCUUUUAAUUUUGAUCACUGUAAUGUAAAAAAUAUUUUGCUAAAAAUUGAUGGACAUAGAUAUCCACAGGAAGAGAAAUUUUCACUUGCCUAAGAUAUGAUAUGUCAUAUAAGAAAACUUCCAUAAAACACAUCAAGAACUUCCUCUGAUGUAUCUCACAUCUAAUGAUUUUAAAAAUGCAAGACCAAUGUAUGUAUUAAAUCUUACUAGACAAUCUGAUAAUGUUAGUGGAAAUAAAAAUAAUAUUAUUUUGAACGUAGUAUUUAAUGAGGAUAUACUAAAUGGUACAAUUUGCCAUUUUUGAUUAGUUUUAAAUUCUGAAUUCACCUAUGAUACUGUUCAAAAUACAAUUAAAAAAAAACAUUUAAAAUUAUAAAAAUAUUUUUAAUAGAAAAAUUCUAUUAAGAAAGAAAAAUGAAUUUAUUAUGUUAAUAAAUAUAGACAAGGAAUUUUUAGAACCAAUACACUACAAUAAAUGUAAAAAAAAAAAAAAUAAUUUUAAACCAAUCAAGGUUCAAACAACAAACUGGGUUUGGAGAAUUUAAACAAAAUAUUUAAAAUGUAAAACUUUUGUUUAAAAGUAAAUUUAUUAAAGCUCUUGUAGAAAAAAAAAUUAAAAAAAAAGACAGAACAAGAUAAACUAAGUAUUGCAAAAGAACUUCAUAAACCAGUAAGAUCUCGAUUUCCAAAAAAGAAAAUAAAAACUCAUGGUUUUGACGAUUUAUGGGCUGCAGAUAUAAUUAUAAUGAGAAAUUAUGGUGAUUAGAAUUCAGGUUAUCUGUAUAUGUUGAAUUUGCUUGAGCUGAAUCUCUUAAAAAAAAAAAAAAAAAAAAAAAAAAAAAAAUGCUACUAAAAGUUUUGAAGAAAUAAUAAAAAGAGCUAAACUACAGAAACAUAAUUCACCAACAUUACUUCACACUGAUAUAGGAACAGAGUUUGUAAAUAAACAGUUUAAGGAAAUGUUAACAAAAUACAAUAUAAAAUUCUACCGUACACAAAACGAAGAGAAAUCUGCAAUUAUUGAACGUUUCAACGGAACUUUAAAUGGUAGAAUGAGAAUACAGGUAGUUCAGAAAAAUAAAAAAUGGGUUGAUAUUUUACAAGAUUUAUUGAACGAAUAUAAUUUCAAAGAUAUUCAUUGAACAAUUGGAAUGAUACCAUUUAAUGUAAACAAAUCUAAUGAAGUAAAAGUUUUUCUUAAAUUAUUCCUAAAUGAAAUAACUAAAUCAAAAAUUAAAUAUAAGAUUGAUGAUAGGGUUAGAAUAAAGAAGUUGAGGAAAACGUUUGAUAACAAAUUUAAUUCUAAUUGGACACGAGAAAUACUUAUUGUUACAGAGAUAAUGAACACAAAUCCAAUUACUUAUAAAAUUAAAGACUUAAAUGAUGAAACUAUUGGAGGAAGUUUCUAUAAUAAAGAAUUACGGAAAACAAAAUUUUGAAAUUUAAAUAUUUUAAAUAUUUAAAUAAAUCUAAAUUAAAUGGAACUUGAAAUAAUUUUUUUAAUAAUAAUAACAGAACAGGUAUUAAACAUCAUAUUUUUUCAUCAUCUAAUCUGCUUAUAAUCCUUAAAAAUUCCUUUUCGGCAUGAUCUUUUAAAACUAUUUUACUUAUUCUAAAAAUUAUUUUUAAAUGCUCUUUCUUUAAAUUUACUAUUGAAGUUUGUUUAUCUAAAGGAGAUAAAUUAAUAUAUUCAUCUGAACAUCAUUUAUAUUCUUUUCAAUAAUAUCAGCGCAAUAAUCCUCAUUGAUUUUUUGAAUCUAUUGUAAUCUCAUAUGUUUUACUAUAUAAAUUCUUUCUAUUUUUUAUAUAUAUUUAUCUUGUCCUUUUAAAAACAUAUAAGAAUUUUCCUUAUCUUAAUCUUUAAAUAAAAUAUAUUGGUGUUUCAAUUCUGAAGUCUUAAGAUCAAUAUUUCUAUCAGGAAGUACUUUAUCUAAUUUAUUAUUUUCAUCUUCCAAUUCUUCUUGAAUUUUACCUAAUUGGUCCUGUGUUUCAUCUAAUGUUAUUCCCAUUAAAUCAAGUUUUUUAAGAGCAAGCGCGUUUUGAGAUAAUAACUUAUUAUUUUGUUUUCUUGUUUCUUGUAUUUCUGAAAGUAAAUUAUUGUUUUGAUUUAUUAAAAUAUCUAUUAUCAUCUUUUUCAAAAAAUUUAUAAUUAAAUUGUUACGUUUUAAAAAAAAUUCAGGUGGAAUCCAAGAAGCGAAAUCUAGAAUAAGAUCUUUUGACAUGUAAGUUCUUGUUAAAAUUUUACCAGUUUUUUCAGUAUUAGAUUCUUCCUUAAACUCAAAUAAAAAGUAUAAUAAGACUUUGUUCUUUCUGAUCUAAACCAAUUUUUAUAUUGUUUAUUUCUUUGUUUACACAAUUUUGUUGCAUUAAAAAAAUCCUGUAUUUUACCUAUGAUCAAAUUAAAUUUACCGUAGUAAAAUUCAUCCUUAAUCUGUUCAAAAACAUAUAUUUUUUAAAAAAUUUAAAUUCUCUUGAUUCUCUAAAUUUAGUCUCAAGAAGAUGCAUUUGUGGCUAAAAGUUCUGAUUGGAUAAUUAACAAAGUUAUUAAUAUGAUAAUAUAUAUGUGCAAAUAUAAUCCACGUAGAGCAUCAUUUAUUAAAUUACUAAAAAAGCUAUUACCAACAUUCAAAACGAAAAUAAUAAAUGUUUUCUUUGUCAAUUCUUGCUGCAUUACAUCCAGUGGGAAAAGAUGCAGAUAGGGUUAGCAAAUAUAAAGAAUGGGAAAAUAAAUUUGACGAAGUAUUUAAAAGUUUAAAAAUUGAAUUUCCAGUUAAAUUAAGAGAUAUUCCUAAAUUUGAAAAAAAAAAAUAUGUAUUAAUGUGUUUAUUUAUGAAGAUAUUAAAAAUAUAAUACCCCUACAAAUAUGUGAUACUGAAAAAGAAACACAUUAACUUAUUUUAUCGUAACGAAAAAAAUAAAGAGCAUUAUUGUUUGAUUGAAAAUUUAUCAAGAUUAGUUGUCUCAUAAAUAAUAAGAUAUCGGUACAAUUUAUUUUUUGUAACAUAUGUUUGUCACGUUUUUUUAUUAAGGAAAAACUAACAGACCAUGAGGAAUAUUGCAGAAAUAAUUAUUGCGUUAAAAAAAUAUUACCGAACAUAUCUGAUCGUAUUCUUCAAUUUGAAAAAUACAAUCAAUCUUAUAAAGUUCCUUUUGUCAUUUAUGUAGAUUUCAAAAGUAUGCCACCCAAAAUUGAUACAUGUCAACCUUCUGAUACAACUUCUUAUACAAGAACUUAUCAGAAACAUUUACCUAUUAGUUUUUGUUAUAAUGUUAAAAACAUUAAUAGUAGUUAAAGUAAUCUAGUAACAUAUUCCAGAGAAAAUGAAGUAAAAGUUGUUUAUAAAAAGAUAACAAAGGAAGCCAUUUAUAUUGCAGAUAAUUAUUUAGAUGUAGAAAAACCUAUGGUAAUAACCAAAAAUCUUGAAAAAGAAAUUACUGUCAUAUAUGUGAAAAAUCGUUGAGUGAUUUAUCACCUAUACUUGAGAAGAAACAGGGAAUACUUGAUGACGCUAUUUAUUAUUGUGAUUAUUAUCUGGACUAUUGGCAAUCUAAAAUGUUUGACCAAUUGGUAUCUAAAAGGAGAACCAAUAGUUGGGGAUAAGAAUGAAAAAGAAGAUUUAGAUUUAGAUUUAGAAGAUUUAGAAAAAAAAUUUGAGUUUUUUAAUAAGCAGAUUGAGAAAUUAAUGGAAGAAAGAAAGAUGUUCCUUGAAGCUCUUGAAGAUAAUAUGAAAAAAGUUAGAGAUCAUGAUCACUUAACCGGAAAAUACCAAAGAGCUGCUCGUUCUAUAUGUAAUUUAAAUUAUAAGGUUCAUAGAUUUUUUCUAGUAUUUUUCCACAAUCGAUCUGGUUAUGACACUCAUUUACUCAUAAUUAUUUAGCAUAUCAAUAUGAAUAUAUGGAUUCUCCAGAAAAAAAAUAUGAUGAAGAAUCUCUACCUAAUAUAGAUAAAUUUUACAGAUGAUAUGUAUUUAAUUUUUGAACAAGGAAUAAGAGGAGGUUUAUCUCAAUGUAGUAUUAGAUAUUCUUAAGUGAAUAAUAAAUAUAUUAGAGAAAAAAAAGAACAAACAUUAACGAAAUAUCUCUUAGAUUUGGAUGCAAAUAUUUUCUAUGUAUGGGCAAUGUGUAAAUAUUUACCAUAUAAAGGAUUUAAAUGGUAUAAUCCUGAUUGGUUUAAUACAGAAAAAAUUUUAAGAAUGAAAGAUGACCAGGAAAAGGGUUAUAUUUUCGAAGUAGAUUUGAAAUAUCCUGAAGAGUUUCACGAGCUUCAUUCAGAUUAUCCAUUGCCUCUUGAAAAUGUAUUUGAUUAUAAAAAAAUUACCAAAAUUAACAACUCUAUAUGAUAAGAGAAAAUAUAUUCUACAUUGUAUUAAAUUUUAGGUUUAAAAUUAGUGAAAAUCCAUAGGGUAAUAAAAUUUUACCAUUAUUUCAUUAAUAGUCAAAUAAUGACUGGAUUUGUUGGGUUAAGAUCUAAAUCAUAUAGAUUUAAAGUAAUUGAAAAUAAAAAUGAAAUUAAAAAAGCAAAAGGUGUGAAAAAACCCAUAGUUAAAAAUGAAUUAUGUUUUAAUGAUUUUUAUAAUUGUUUAAAAAAUAAAAAUCCAAAAUAUGUAAAACAGAACAUUUUUAGAACAGAUAAACAUAAAAUAUAUACCGUUGAACAAAACAAAAAAGCUCUUAGUGUAUAUGAUGAUAAAAGAUAUAUUCUAGAAAAUGGUGAUGAUACUGUAUCAUGGGAACAUUUUUCAACAAAAAUAGAAAGUGAAACCAGGAGCAACAUUAUUUUUUAACGAAUCAAUUUUAAGAAUUAUUUCAUCUGAUGUAACAGAUAUGAAUGAUGAUGAUGAUGAACUGAUGAGAUAAAUAGACGAGUUUAAAUGAGAAUUUUUAUUUUCUCUUUCAAUUUCUAUAUUAGGUAUUUUAGAAGCAAAAUCAUUAACUAUAUUUACAAAAUUUUAAUUAAGUAAUUACAAUCAAUUCCAGUAGGAAUUUUUUCUUAUUAAUUUUUAGAUAUUUCCGAAAUAAUUCUUUCGAAUUAUUUUUAUUAAUAAUAUUAAUUUAAUUUUAUAAAAUAAUUUCCGCGCAGUAUAUUAAUAUAAUGUUAAAUUUUUAUUUGUAAAAUAAAAAAUCAUUUAAUAAUUUUGAAGAAUUAUUUUUUUUUCCUAAAUAAUUUAUUACGGUUUGUGAUUAUUCCUUUGUUAAUCCAAGGAUUUAAAGAUUUUUUUUAAACUUAGUAGUCUUAGAGUGGUCAUCGCAAUUCAAUACUAACAAAUAUUCGAAAAAAAUUACUAUAAUAUAUUUGUCCAUCGUAAUUUUCAUCAAUCAUUUUUUGCCAAAAAUUGUUGUGAGAGAAACCGCUCUGCAUUAUCUCAGGUAAUUUUUCAUGGUUUAGCAUCAAUUAACUAUUAUAUGAAUUGCAUACGUACAACUAUUUAUGUGUGAAAAUUACGACUGAUUUUUUUUUUUGAGGAUUUAUAAAAUUUCCGUUUGGUAUGUCUAUGAUGUAUAACGGUUUUUAAUAUAUCAGCAUCCGCUUCUGGUAGACAAAAUAUUGUAAUAUUAUAGAUAAAAGUUGUGACCUAUUUAUUUUGUACGUUAAUUCAAAAAAUUUUUUUCAAAACUAAUUAAGAGUGGUCCUUAUUCAGUAAUAUACAUUUUUUUCGAAAGGCUAAUAUUCAGGUAUAAGGAUGCAAUAUCAAAAUAAAAUUUUUUUUUUCUUUUACUAAUUAUGUGUUUUCGAGUUUUAAAGCUUACCAAAGUUUUCAACAUCUCAAUUCCAAAUCAAUUUUCAGCAUCAUGGGCUAAACUUUUAUUUUUAUUUUAUGUAAUUUUUUAAUAGUUUUGUUAAAUGUUUCUGGUACAGUUUGAUAUUUAAAAAACAGGAGAAAAAUUUGUGUACAAAUUAUUGUUAAAAUUGUGAUAAAUAUCAACUGCGCCAGAACAUACAUUAUUUUAUUAUUUAUAAUUCUCAUCCCUGUGACUGUGACAUAAUUAACAAGUUAAAUUUGUCCAACUUUCAUUCAUAAUUAUUUUAUUUAUUUUUCAGCCAAAAUUUAUCCUAGAGGUUUUGCUGGUGGUUUGAGAGAAUAUGCAGAUAAAUUUCACCAAAUAAAUUGUUGGGAAAAUUUCCCCGAUGAUUAUAAACAAAUAUUAUUGGAGUUUAUAAAGUUUAUUGAAGUAAUUAUCAUAUCAUCUGUAGAUUUUUCAAUUUAUUUAUCAGUUAACAAUAAUACCUAUUUUUAGAAAGUAAAAGAUAGUGAAGAUACAUCUGAAGACUUACCAUACAUCUACACUAUAGAAACAGAAAUUGGUAAUGAUAUGAUGAAAACUAAAGCAAGUCUAGGCAAUCUUCACAAAACAGUCUAUAAGGAAAUUCCUGGUAAUGAUAUGAUAUUACAAAAUGACUUCUUGCAUAUGUUGGUAUUCUGCUGGUAGGAAUCUAAAAUAUGGGCAAGAUGAAGUUAAUAUUCAUGAAAGUAUCAAUUUUUCACAAUUUUAGAUUCUGAGCGAAUAAACAUAUUAAUUUUACAACAAUGUUAAUUUUUUUUUGUCUAUCCAAACGACUUCUAUACCAGCAGUCUUAAUAUAAUUUAUUAGAUGUAGUAGAUUUUCUGAAAAAAAAAGACUGUCUGAUUGGUACUUUACAGAAGUUAUUUUACUUAAUUUAUAAUUAUACUGUCUUUAGAUUUAUUUUUACUUUAAUGUUCAAAUAUUAAAUUAUUUAAAUUCAAUUAAAAUGUAAAUCGUGAUAUUUUGUACAGAAACUACCCAAAUUACUAAACGAGUAUUUAAAAUAGGAAGUCUUAACCGAUUAUUUAAUGAAUUAAUGAACAAAAUGGAAAUUAAGAUACCGGUUACAUUUUCCAAGACAGCUCAUGAUAUUUUAGAAAGUGACAUGUACGGAAGUGGACUGGGUUGUAUGGUAUGUAUUGCAUACUACAUGUAGAUAAUUAAUUACUAUUAAUUAUAUGGACUGUACUCAAACAAAAUUAUAUAGCAAUUAUAAUUUAUCUUUUAUUUUUUAUUUAUAUGUUACAACUAAAAUGAAAUUGCAUUAUUUUAUUAUUUUUAAAUACUAUAUUAAAUAUAGAUUUCCUCAAAUUUUUUCUUAAAAUAUUUUUAAAAUAUGUGUUCACUAUUAUAUUAUUAUGCUUUAUUAAUUUUUAUUAUUAAAUUUUUCAAUAUUUAGAUAGAUAUAAUUGACAAUUAACACGGAAAUAUUCAUAUUUAUUUACUUGAUAUGAAACAUUUUUUCACAAUAAUUAUUGCAUUGCGAAAUUUUUAAAACUAAUUAUAACCUAAUAAAUAUCUGAAAUCAAAUGUACAAAUUUUAAUUACUAUUAUAUAAUAAUUGAGAUUAAAAUUAUAAUUAGAUAAUUAUUUCUUAGUCCAUUACUAUAUUCUAUUUAUUUUAUAAUAUUUUUGGUAUUAAGUAUCAUGAAGUGAGAGAUGUUGCAUACAAGUGUUCCAAGGCUCGCAUUAUUCAAUGGAUGUCCAAUAUGUGCAUGUUCAUACAUAAAUAUUCUGGUUUACAUAUUAAACCCGGGAAACACAUGGCAAUUCAAUUAAAAAACGGAUCAAAGAUGGUAUACCUAUUUUUGUUGUUUAUUUGUAUUUAUUAUUUAUAUGUGACUAUUUGAUUUAUUUCUUCCGUAUUCUUUUGUUUUUAGAUGAUUGAAAAUGAGGAUGUACCUUUAUCUAAAUUUAAUUUAAAACAUGAAAUUGCAAAAAAUUGUACAUCUUCAGGCAACUAAUAAUCAUUUUUCAUAAAUGAAGCAAACUUCUUCUAAACUACAAGUAAUGAUAAACUAAUUUUAUGAAAGUUGAUUCCCCAAAACUGUGUGGUGUACCUCUUUCUGAUGGUAGGAUAUAAAGAAAAAAGUUUCUAUAUUAGUUUAUAUAAAGCAGUAGUAAAUUUCUGAAGUUAAGAUGAACUUCUUGUAAAAUUUGAAUUGAGCAAAAAAUAGUACUGAUAGACAGCUAAUGAAAUUUAAUGCUUCUACUUUUAUAAAUAAAACAUUUUAAUAACAUCCUUCCAAAUACAUAGAAAGGAUAUCAAAUAGAAAUUUUUAGAAAUCAAAAGAGUGCAAAAGUCAAAUUCAUCAGAACACAAUGUAAAUAUAAAUUUUUUUUUAGAAUUUAUAUCACUUCAAUAGAUCAAUUAGUACAUUUGAUUGAAAACAUGUACCUAACAUGUCUAAAUCCAGUCCAAUUAACAUUGGUUUUGAAUUUUUUUAUUUAUAAUUUUAAAAUUAUUAUUGUUGAUUUGAGAAGUACUCAGUCUCUCUUAUAUAUAUCGCUUUUAAAAUGUUUUACAAAUUACAGUAGAACUUGGUGUAUCUGAAUUAACAGCGAUCACACCCAUUCAAAGUUUGGGCACUGAGUAUUUUUAGAAGGGUUUUAUAAUAUGAAUUAAUUUUAUCGUUUUCAUCUGUUUCCAAUUUAGUAAGAAUUUCCAUUUUUUGUUUUAUUUUAAGAACAUUAAAUUAAUAUUUAUUAGAUGUUGAAGUUGAUCUCAUUUUAAAUAUAUAUGUAUACAAAUAUGCAGAUAACAAUAAUAAUAUUCAGGUAACAGAUUACUUGAAUGCAUCUAUUGAUGCAUAUUAAGUUAAUAAAGGGUUCCUAUAGCAAAGGUUCAGACUCAACAUUACUAUGUUCUAAUAAUCUAAUAACAAAUGAUUUAAUACAUUUUAAAAAUACUCUCUCUGACUAUGAUGGUAAAUGUAAUUCAACACCUGACAACAAUUAAAGGACUUGUUAUUUAUCAACAAACAUCUUAAAGAAUACUUAAUUAUGACAAAACAUUUUUCUAAUAUUUAAUUUUAAAUAAAAUGGAAUGAUAUUAAUGUGUCAUAAAAUAAGGAAUAUUAGCUGUGGGUAAUCAAUACACC